AUGGGAUCCUGUCCCAGUCCUGAAUACCAGCCUAGGAACUUGCGCAUGGGUUCCCCUGGUCAAAACUAUCAAGUUGUCACUCCUAAACCUGGAAUACCAAACAUGUAUAUUGUACAGUCUAUGGGAGAGGAUGAAUGGGCAAUUCCAGAGUCAACAAGCCCUAAAAAGGAGACCAAUCAGCAAGAAGAGACACCUCCAGCAAAUUCAACCAGUGUGAAGAUUCAAGCAGGACAACUUGCAUACCUAAUGUCUGAUGGAGAAUCUGAUUCAGAUAAGGAAUAUGAACCACUGGAAGAAAGAACAUCAGUCAAUCAUACUGGACAAUUUAUUACCUACCAGAAUAAUCAAGCUAGUGUCAAUAACAAUAUUAUGGAAGAUGUUGAACCAAUCAAUCAGAAGAAGCCUGAAAUUCAGAACAAGAUCAUGAAGAAACAAAGACCAAGAUAUUCUGCAAUAAAUCAUUUAUUCUCUCAGAUCUGUGAUUCAACAGAUGCCAAUAAAUUAAUGGGUCAAAUUCUCAAUGAGAAGGUUGAAGUGUCAGUCAAGAAGCUUAUAGAUGUUGGAGUCUCCAAACUGGUUCAGCCUGAGCUAAAGAUCAAUUCCAGUCAACUUACAUUGAAGCCCAUGGUACCAAAAUCCAAAACAGCAUAUGGAAUGUGUUUAUUAUAUGCGCCAGUCACUAUAAACCAACAAGAAUUAAUGGCAUUGAUUGAUACUGGUUCAGAAAUCAAUUUGUUGUCUCAGAAGUACACUGAAAUGUUGAAUCUGCUGAUGGAAAAUAAGCUGGAGGGGAUCAGCAACUUAUUCUUGGAAGAUCUUGACAAUUUGCUGCCUGUUGAGGAUGCAACAUCUCAGAUGAUGGAGAAGUGA
Molecule: messenger RNA, 870 nt
Organism: Coccidioides immitis RS
Lineage: Eukaryota; Fungi; Ascomycota; Eurotiomycetes; Onygenales; Onygenaceae
Exons: 4
Coding region: 1-870 (289 amino acids)
Source: RefSeq, a predicted model, not a curated record